Molecule: messenger RNA, 486 nt
Organism: Pseudomassariella vexata
Lineage: Eukaryota; Fungi; Ascomycota; Sordariomycetes; Amphisphaeriales; Pseudomassariaceae
Exons: 4
Coding region: 1-486 (161 amino acids)
Source: RefSeq, a predicted model, not a curated record
AUGUUGUCGUUCAUUCUGAUACAAAACAGGCAAGGUAAGACGCGACUGGCGAAAUGGUACGUCCCGUACAGCGACAAUGAGAAGAUCAAGCUCAAGGGCGAGUACCCAACCAUCGCACGAGCGUUCUACAACAAGGCUCCUGUCAUUUCUCAGUUCCUAGCAGAGGAAAUCUUCAGACAACUUCAGGGUGCGGAAGAGGAAGAUAUCAGACUCCGCCUGUCCGAUCCACAACUCCGACAAAGGCAGGCAAAAUCAAGUAGACAAUACACUCCAAACAUCUGGAGAAGGGUUAGAACACGACCUAUUAGCAAGCAAACCCGACAGCUCGCCCGUUAUAACCGAACCGUCCGACUUACGAUCCGAAUAUCUCCUCUUAAAAACGAGGGAGGUGUCGAGGUCGAAGAGGACGUAGCAGGAAAUGAGAACUUUGUCACCUUCGAGGAGAUACUGGCCGCUAACGACCCACCUCCUACUCUAUAUCAGUAA